This is a messenger RNA of Microthlaspi erraticum, 444 nucleotides long. The record is from the annotation of a GenBank genome assembly. NCBI's taxonomy places the organism in Eukaryota, Viridiplantae, Streptophyta, Magnoliopsida, Brassicales, Brassicaceae.
AUGAAGCCAUUUGGAUCAACUAUGAGGCCUAGAACUUAUUUUCUACCGAGACAUGUCCGGUCCAAAACCAUCUCAUAUUGCGAGCUAGCUACAAACCAAUCUCACAAGGUGUUAAGCGAGAACACUUCCUCCUCGUGUUCGACCCCGACUACAACACGGCUGUGCACUUGCAGCUCAUUAGUUGGGUUUAUAAAUUGUGAAAAUUUGAGGCAAUCUAAACCCGCCAUCAUAUACUAUUACGCAAAGACGCUACCACCAAAACUACGUGGUAUCGGCUUCUAUCAUGCACGGAUCUCCCCUCACCGUGAUAUCCGCGCCAGGGAAACACACAGUAACCCUGACCGCACUCUCACACCGAUUCUUGACCCUUCCAUGAUCAAGAACUCGGCUCCCGACUCUCUUGCCAUCGCUGACAAGAGACACCUGGGCUACACCGUCGUGUAG